UGUCUUUAUUAGUGAAACCGCUGAAGUCAAAGCUUGGAAUCGUAUCACGAAGACAAGCCAAAGCACAAACAUAAUCAGAAUCUAUACCACAUAUGCCGCUGUCUCUUAAGAUGUGGUCCUGUAGCACCCACGAUUGGGCCCUCGAGGCCACGAUUAGGCGAUGGAUGGGAAGGAAAGAAGCCGAUAUUCAGCGUGAGGAGAUCGUCGAUAACCGAGAGAUCAAACAUGACGGUGGAGUUGUUCGGAGAACAAACAGAGGAGUACCAGAUCGAAGGGCAAUUCGCUAACCGAAACUGUAUGAUUUACGAUUCGGCGAAGGAAACAGUGGCGGAAAUUCGACGCAAAGUGGAUGCUACAACAAAUGUAACGCUAGGGAAGGAUGUGUUCUUGCUAACUCUGAAGCCAGGGUUUGAUGGUGCAUUUGCAAUGGGAUUGGUUCUAGUGCUUGAUCAGAUCAACGGUGAUGAUGGGGAUGAUGAUGGUGAUGUGGACCCCACCACAUAUUGUAAUCUGUCAACUUGAGUUUAAGUUUUUUGUUUUUAUUUUUAUUAUUGUAAGGAAAAUAUGUUUGAAUAUUAUCAACCGCAUGGGGAGAUACCACCAAGCGUAUGUGAUAUAUGAAAUAUGAAUAUUUAUAUGGUUUAAAUUGGGUUU
Molecule: messenger RNA, 654 nt
Organism: Helianthus annuus (common sunflower)
Lineage: Eukaryota; Viridiplantae; Streptophyta; Magnoliopsida; Asterales; Asteraceae
Product: protein LURP-one-related 12
Exons: 1
Coding region: 226-522 (98 amino acids)
Source: RefSeq, a predicted model, not a curated record